AUGACCGUGUCCAAGUAUGUCCCCAUCGGACAACACAUUUGUUUCUUAAUUGCCAUUUUGGCUAAUUCUCUGCUACUAUAUCUCAUAAAAAUCCGCGCUGGAACUGCAUUUGGAAGAUAUCGAAUCAUGAUGAUUUGCUUCUCGGUCUACUCCGUUUUCUAUGCCACUGUGGAGACAUUGACAUUACCGGUGAUGCACAUUCAUGGCUCUGGAAUCUUGUUCUAUGUGAAUAGUUUUCUGAAGAAUGAUUUGUUAUGGGGAGUGGUGAUUACUAUCGCCUACUGUGCGUGCUUUGCAUUCUGUAUCUCCACAUUGGCCACUCAUUUUGUUUUCCGAUAUAUUGCGGUUUGUAAAAGCACUAAACUCUACUACUUCGAUGGCUAUAAACUCUACUUAUGGUUCCUUCCUCCUCUUGUUAUGUUCGGUGCCUGGGCUACUACAAUAAUAUUUAUUUAUGUUCCGAAUCCAGAAACCCGAGACUUCUUCAGAAAUAUGACAAGAGAAGUGUACGAGGAGAAUAUCGAUCAGAUUGCUUAUGUUGGCCCAGUGUAUUAUACUUGGGAAAACGGAAAACGUCAGUUUCGACUUCCAGAUUUGCUUGGAUCACUGGUGAUCUGCAAUAUUAUUGGACUUUCCUUCACCACUUGUAUCAUUUGUGCCUAUAAAACUUACAAAAAGCUUAAUGACUUCUCUACCCAAAUGAGCAAUCGAACACGUGCUCUCAACAAACAACUAUUCUGGACACUCGGACUCCAGACCCUUCUUCCCUGCUUCACUCAAUACAUGCCUGUUGGACUACUAUUCAUUCUCCCGUUAUUCGAGAUAGAAGUCGGAAAAGUUGGGAAUAUUGUUGGAGUCACUUGCUGUUUGUACCCUGCUAUGGACCCGUUGAUUGCAAUUUUUAUGAUUGAUCGAUUCCGAAAUUGUGUUUUCAGAAAGGACAAUCAAUCGAAAACUAGAAGUGGAAGGGUGCUGCACAUUCAAGGGUCUGGUAUCUUGUUUUAUGUGAAUAGUGUACUCAAGGAGAAUGUGAAAUGGGGGGUUGUGAUAAUAACACUAUACUGCGGCUCAUUUGCAUUUUGUAUCUCAACACUGGCCACUCAUUUUAUUUAUCGAUAUAUUGCGGUUUGUAGAAGCAUCAAACUCUACUACUUUGACGGAUAUAAACUCUAUUUAUGGUUCAUUCCUCCUCUCUUCUUGUUCAGUGUCUGGGCUACUGCGAUCCAAUUUAUCUAUGUUCCAAAUCCAGAAACCCGAGACUUCUUUAGAAAUAUGACAAGAGAAGUGUACGAGGAGAAUAUCGAUCAGAUUGCUUAUGUUGGUCCAGUGUAUUAUACUUGGGAAAACGGAAAACGUCAGUUUCGACUUCCAGACUUGCUUGGAGGUCUUUUGAUCUGCAAUAUUAUUGGUCUUUCCUUCACCACUUGUAUCAUUUGUGCCUAUAAAACAUACAAAAAACUCAAUGACUUCUCCACCCAAAUGAGUAAUCGAACACGUGCCCUCAACAAACAACUAUUCUGGACACUAGGACUGCAGACCCUUCUUCCCUGCUUCACUCAAUACAUGCCUGUUGGACUACUAUUCAUUCUCCCGUUAUUCGAGAUAGAAGUGGGAAAAGUUGGGAAUAUUGUUGGAGUCACCUGCUGUUUGUACCCUGCUAUGGACCCAUUUAUUGCCAUGUUUAUGAUUGAUCGAUUCCGGAAUUGGCUGUUUCGAAAGGAGUCUCCAUCGGCAGCUAGAAGUGGGGCGAAGGUGUAUGCACACACUUUUGACAGACAUUCUUCUAAUAAAUGA
Molecule: messenger RNA, 1794 nt
Organism: Caenorhabditis remanei
Lineage: Eukaryota; Metazoa; Nematoda; Chromadorea; Rhabditida; Rhabditidae
Exons: 11
Coding region: 1-1794 (597 amino acids)
Biological process (GO): G protein-coupled receptor signaling pathway; olfactory behavior
Molecular function (GO): G protein-coupled olfactory receptor activity
Source: RefSeq, a predicted model, not a curated record